Enterobius vermicularis (human pinworm) is the source of this 729-nucleotide messenger RNA. Lineage: Eukaryota; Metazoa; Nematoda; Chromadorea; Rhabditida; Oxyuridae. The record is from the annotation of a GenBank genome assembly.
AUGGACUACUGGGAGUCGAAUGUGCUAGCGUAUACAUUUCCCGAUUCAUUCAACCGUGGAAUUGUGAAUGACCUUAUAGCUAUUCCUGGGUACAAUGUUCAUAAUGCAUACCAAACGGCGGAAAGCCUCGCUCAAGAAAGGUCGUGCAACUUACCGCGUAAACGUGAAGAAAGAGCUCCAGUGCGACGACAGGUCGUUUCAAGACUAAAUAAUGACUUUAGAGGAACAAGUUUAUGUACUGCAGCGCGGAAUGGAGACAUAAAUACUGUAAGAUAUUGCUUGCACACAGGGUCUGAUGUUAACGAGAUGAAUGAGCGUAAGCAGACACCAUUGCACCUCGCUUCUUCUAAAGGUUAUUUGGAAAUUGUGGAAUGCUUACUGCAGAAAGGAGCUGAGAUCGACGCCAGAGAUGUGGACGAGAGAACACCAUUAUGGAAAGCAGCUUUGUCUGGACAUAUGGCGGUGGUAGAACGCUUAAUUAAGAAGGGAGCUUAUAUAGAUGCAAAAGAUAUCUAUAAUAUAACACCAUUUUGGAAUGCGUGUUCCAAAGGACAUUGCAAAUUAGCAGCGUAUUUGUUGCGCAACGAGGCUGAUUUGAAUGCUAAGGGCCGCAACGGACAAACGCCACUGGAAAUUGCAAUUCUAAACAAGCAAAUAAAUAUGGCAAAGUAUUUGAUAGACAGCGGUGCUGAUAUAUAUGAGGACGAUAACAAAGGGGUAAUGUAUUAA